This is a messenger RNA of Rhinichthys klamathensis goyatoka, 4913 nucleotides long. RefSeq names its product SATB homeobox 2 (gene satb2). NCBI's taxonomy places the organism in Eukaryota, Metazoa, Chordata, Actinopteri, Cypriniformes, Leuciscidae. The record is from RefSeq and is a predicted model, not a curated record. Gene Ontology annotation, biological process: regulation of transcription by RNA polymerase II; chromatin remodeling. Gene Ontology annotation, molecular function: RNA polymerase II cis-regulatory region sequence-specific DNA binding; DNA-binding transcription factor activity, RNA polymerase II-specific. The coding region runs from base 52 to 3057 and encodes 1001 amino acids. The transcript has 15 exons.
UGCCAAACUGCUGUCAGUGAAGACUGAGAGUCAGAAAAGCCAGAUGGCCUGAUGAAGAGUGCCCGGAGGAGUCAUCCGCAUCCGCGUUCUGGUGUAACAAGUGUGACGAAUGAGGUUGGAGAAUCAGCCAGCGUUCGCUCACACACCCCAGAGUGUCUCAAAGCAACAGACCAGCCAACUGCACGCGCCAUUGCUAAUGAGUUCCCAUUAAACCACUCUGGAAAAAGCUCGGAGUCUCUCAGUUCCAGUGGCUCAGUCUCAGCGCACAGCGCACGGAGCCCAAGUGUCCAACACCGAACCCUGCCGUAUUCAGCCCUCCGCGAGGCAGCGAGAAGCCCAGCCCUGGAUUCAAUACUUUUAAUCAAUGGACAGAGCCCUCUCAACGGCCAACCGAGGUACCGACACGCCAUAAGCAGUCCUUAUCCUCUGGCUUGUAUUCCCUCUGUAGUGUGGAGGGGGAUGGAGCGUUGCGGAGGAGAGAGCCCUCGUCUGCGGGAGAGCCCCGAGCGACGUGGGAGCAGCAGUCCUGAUAUCGGUGGCCCCCCACCAAAGAUGGGCCGUCUGGAACUCAAUGGCAGUCCUACAGGUCACCGCAGUCGCCACAAUGGGGCCUCACAGAGACCUCUCAGCGGUCUGAUGAUUCCAGUCUUCUGCGUGGUGGAGCAGAUGGAUGGAGGGAUGAUAUCAGAUGGAGAGAGCCGGGAGGAACAUGCCGAGUUUGUGCUGGUCAGGAAGGACAUCCUUUUCACUCAGCUUGUUGAGACUGCACUUCUCGCCCUUGGCUACUCCCAUAGUUCUGCAGCCCAGGCACACGGCAUCAUUAAGGUGGGCCGCUGGAACCCCCUGCCCAUCCAUUACCUGACAGAUGCUCCAGAGGCAACGGUUGCUGAUAUGUUGCUGGACGUUUACCACAUGGUCACGCUACGCAUCCAGCUACAGAGCUUUGCAAAACUGGAGGACCUCCCAUCAGAACAGUGGAACCACGCUACAGUACGCAACGCCCUCAAAGAACUGCUCAAAGAGAUGAACCAGAGCACCCUGGCCAAAGAAUGUCCACUCUCACAGAGUAUGAUCUCCUCGAUAGUGAAUAGUUCCUACUAUGCUAACGUCUCAACUGCAAAAUGCCAAGAGUUUGGUCGCUGGUACAAGAAGUACAAAAAAAUUAAAGGGGAUUAUUUGUGGCAAGGGCGGGAGAGCUCGGAAAUCAAGGUUGAAAGGGACAGUCUUGCUGACUUCUGUGUAUUAGCCCAGCGUCCGCCCCCUCACCUGGCUGGUCUAGCACAGCUCGGUCCGUUGAACAGCACCAGCUCUCUUGUGAAAGGUGGCUCUGGAGAACCUCAGAAUUCAGCCCAGUCUCAGCCUCCAUCCCAAGGCCAGCCGCAAGUUUCAUCAUCUCAUGGGCAGCUCCACCACAGUCCUCCACUACGGGCACAGGUGCCUCCUCCACCUCCGCCUGCCACCUUGCAACCUCUUUUGGCACCCGGAGGACUUCUCUCACCCCAGCUCAGUCCACAGCUGGUGAGACAGCAGUUAGCCAUGGCCCAUCUUAUCAACCAGCAGCUGGCCGUCAGCCGCCUCCUGCAUCAGCACCCGCAGGCUCUUAACCAGCAGUUUCUCAAUCACCCACCCAUCCCGCGGCCUAGCAAGUCUGGUGGCCCUGGAGAACCCGGGUCCAACCCCUCGGCUGCAGAAGUCUCAUCUGAUAUCUACCAACUGGUGCGAGAUGAGCUAAAAAGGGCCAGUGUCUCGCAGGCAGUGUUCGCUCGAGUUGCCUUCAACCGUACACAGGGCCUGUUGUCAGAGAUCUUGCGAAAAGAGGAAGACCCACGCUCAGCCUCUCAGUCCUUGCUGGUGAACCUCAAAGCGAUGCAGAACUUCCUGAACUUACAUGAGAGCGAGAGGGACCGCAUUUACCAGGAAGAGCGAGAACGCAGCAUGAACCCCCCUGUGAGUCUGCCCCCAAGCACAAACCCCAGCCCUGGGGGCGUCCGCAUCUCUCAGAAAGUGUGGGAGCGCAGCAUCGAUGAACAGUUAACUCCUGACGCGUGGGCAUCUAUUUGGAAGAAUAAGACCAAAAUCACAAACUCGUCCAAGACUUGUGGUCCUAACCCUGACCUUCCCCUGAAACUGGAGCCGCUGGUUAACAUCACCUCAGCCGUCUACGAUGAAAUCCAGCAAGAGAUGAAACGGGCAAAAGUGUCUCAGGCACUUUUUGCCAAGGUGGCAGCCAAUAAGAGCCAAGGAUGGCUAUGCGAGCUGCUUCGCUGGAAAGAGAGUCCCAGCCCAGAGAACAGGACUCUCUGGGAGAACCUGUGUACCAUCAGGAGGUUUCUGAGCCUUCCGCAGACAGACAGGGAUCUAGUGUACGAAGAAGAGUCCCGCCAUCACCACAGCGAACGGCUGCACACUGUACUACACUUGCCCACUGACCCUCAGGCACUUCACAGACAGCCCAUGCAGCCGCUAAAGGACCACUCUCCAAUCCGAGAGGACCCUGUUCCCAGUUCUGGAGCCGAAGAGAACCCUCAGGCUAAUGCAGGUUCAGGCAACAGUGGAGGGGUUAGCAACAUUACCAAGAAACCUCGCUCCCGCACCAAGAUCUCUCUAGAGGCUCUAGGCAUUUUACAGAGCUUUAUCCAAGAUGUGGGCCUCUACCCUGACCAAGAAGCGAUUCACACCCUUUCAGCCCAAUUGGAUCUGCCCAAACACACUAUCGUUAAGUUUUUCCAGAAUCAGCGCUAUCAUGUGAAGCAUCAUGGCCGACUGAAGGAGCUUGGAUCUGAGGGUGGCGGUGUAGACGUGUCCGAAUACCGCGAUGAGGAGCUGCUCUCCAGUUCAGAGGAUGCAGAGUCCAGUGAAGAUGGGCACGAGGAGAUCUACGGUGGGCAUGAGAGUGUGCCGGCCGGAGGGGCCAACUCUGUCUCAACUCCAGCUGUUUCUUCUGGCCAAGAUGAGAAUAAAGACAAAGGCCUGCCUCUGGGGUCAGCCAGACCCAGCUCCCUGCCCCCAUGUGGUUCAUCCUCAAGUCCCCGAGAUCAGGCAGAAUAUCAGAGAUAAAACAGCCUCCACAAAGACUAUACUGUAGGUGGGUAGAGGCGAGGAGUGAGCACUUACAACUAUUCUGUAGGAGAGGAGAGUGCUGCGGAUAGAUUAGAAAUUUACUGACAAAGACAGCGUGUCCUCUGAGGACCAAAUCAAACAAGAUCUGCAUUUUGAUUAAGGAGGUAUGUAAAGUGUUGAUGUAGAAAAAUUAGUUGUGAGCUACUCCUGGCCUCAUACCUCACUAGUUACUUACAGGGAUGUGAUGGUACAGAAGCUACAGUAUCCCUACAGUGUGCUACAAGGAAAGUAUUUGGCGUGCUGGAAAGCUUUCAUUUCCUAGAUGUAAAUCGUCAAAUUACGGCAGGUUUCAAGAUGGCUGCCUUAACCCCAUGUUGUCACAAGCAUUCAAACUUGCAUGCUAAGAAUGUCAAGAAGGCCAGUCUUUCACCAAGUAUUUCAUUUCUAAUCAGAAAGCAGAGGAGCUAUUAUAAGAUACCACUAUCCAUGACCCCUCUUCACCUCUACAGGGUUAAAAUGGCAGGGACAGAGCUUUAGAUGAGCCAUGGAUCUCCUAUAGGACACCAACAACUUUACUCCUUCCCGAUCAGGGAGUCUAGUGGGCGGCUGUGGCUGUCCUCUUCUUCCCCUCCAUGAUGGGGCAUUCUGUCGGUCGCCAACGGAGGGCCGUGCUUGACUGCUAAAGCAGUCAGUUGGGUUGGAGGUACAGAUGAGCUCUUGGGUGUACACAUCAGCCCAGCCCAGGAUCCCUACUAUAAACAUGUGGUGUGCUGAAAGGUCUACAGUUAGCGCAAUGGUGCUUUUGAAGACCGCGCCAUCCCUCCCACAACCAGCCACAACGAUCAUUCCAAGCAGUCCCACACAGUUCAAGAAAUCCCUCCUUUACCCCCACCACCUAUGCACACCCAACACAGACUGCGCACAACAUCACUAAUCCGUAAGAUUUAUACAGAUCUGUUUAAACUGUUGGUUUCAUUACAGUUUUGCUCUCUCAGAGACAGAGAGAAUAAAACGUAAUAGGCAGAUGGACUGACUGCUAUUGACAGAAGGACAAUGUUGAGGGUGUAGUCUAACUGCAUCUGCUUCUGACCUAGUGGAGAAAAAUGAACCAUUUCAAGCAAAUGCGCUUGUGAGAAAGUGCGGUAGUCCUUCUCUCUUCAGUCACCUCCCACGGCUCUCUCUUUUACUGACUAUUGCCCACAGUGUCCUGAUUUGACCACACUUAGCCACACCCAUCUCCACAGCACUAUUUAUUGCUAUUUUCACCCUCAAUUAUUAUUGUUGUUAUUGUUAUUAUUGUUAUUAUGGUUGUUCUAUUUUCAUGGUCUAAUAUCAGCUCUUGGCUUGCAGCAGAUGUUUUGGUGAUGAUAGACAUUGUGAAAGAAAGAAACACUGCCAAAACACAGAGGAAAGAAUUAGAAGCAGUUACUGAGUGAAUCAUGUGAUAUAUACUGUCAAUUCUAUCAGCAUUAUGUACUUUUCCAAAGAGAACAGCACUUGGCAGAUGAGGCGUUAAAUAUUAAAACAAUAGAAUUAAGAGGAAUCGUUGGAAUUUCUAUGAUCUUUUUGUGCAUAAGAUGACAAUCCUUCUUUUGAGCCAAUCAGAACUCAGCAAGCAUGAACUCUGCAUUCUGAUUGAAAGUUUGAUCAGUGUAACUUGAGGCAACAUGGCCACCUGUUGCAAAUUGUCCAUGACACCAUGGCAAAACACUUGGAUCCAGGGUUCUGAUUUGUUUUUAAAAAAUCAGCUGCUACUUGCUCUUUCACAGAUAAUAGACAAAAUAUUGUUGUUAACCAUAUGCUAACCCUUAAACUGUUUUUGUUUUAAACAAGUGAUAAUUGUGGUCUAUGUC